Molecule: messenger RNA, 873 nt
Organism: Aspergillus puulaauensis
Lineage: Eukaryota; Fungi; Ascomycota; Eurotiomycetes; Eurotiales; Aspergillaceae
Product: class I SAM-dependent methyltransferase
Exons: 2
Coding region: 1-873 (290 amino acids)
Source: RefSeq, a predicted model, not a curated record
AUGACCGUUGAUGCUAAGAUCCCACCCUCUUCUGCAACUGCGGAGCCGACAGUGAAAAGGUCCAACUCACGCGAGGUGGAUUGGUAUCAUCCAACCUUGACCUGGCUACCGGAGACAACUGCAGAAUUAUUCCGUGAAUACUCGGGGAUCCCACAAGAACAGAUCAUGAAACAUAUUCAUGAUGUCCGAGAGAAGGCAUGGGAUAUUUACCCAUAUCCGUGCAUCGGAGUCUUCCGCUUCAUCGAUUUCGGAGCUCACCUUUGCCCCGUGUACCCGGACGUGCUCCAAAGACUCGCGGCGGGACAAACCCUGCUCGAUCUGGGCUGCUGCUUCGGUCAGGACCUCCGCAAGCUGGUUUUUGACGGGGCUAGUUCUGACAAUCUGCUCGGGGUCGAUCUUCACGCGGAGUUUCACGAUCUAGGCUACGAGCUCUUCCGGGACAAGGAGACACUGAAGGCACGAUUCUACUCGCAGAGUAUCUUCGAUGGGGAGUUCCUACCGGAAUGGCACGGUAAGAUCGAUAUGAUCUACAUGGGGGCCUUUCUCCAUCUCUUCAGCUACGACCAGCAGAAAAUCAUCAUCUCAAAGGUGUUGAAAUUGCUUCGCGACCGCAAGGGUUCUCUUGUGUUUGGUAGGCACGUUGGCGCUGAAGAGGGUGGUUCGAUUAGGCUAAACGCCAAUUGGGAAUUAUUUGGGCAUAGCGAGGCCACCAUCGAGAAGCUGUGGAAGGAAGAGGGGGCCAGCAAAGGCGACUGGCAGGUGGAGUCUCGGACUUCAUCCUUUGUCCUUGACGAUAUGAUGAACGGUAAGGAGCGGCCGGUUGGGCAGGAUGAUCGGAUUCGGAUGAUGUAUUUCUCAGCGACUCGGGCGUAG